Caenorhabditis auriculariae is the source of this 1960-nucleotide messenger RNA. Lineage: Eukaryota; Metazoa; Nematoda; Chromadorea; Rhabditida; Rhabditidae. The record is from the annotation of a GenBank genome assembly.
AUGAGCGCUGUCGAUACGCAGGUUCCGGUAUCAACCGAUGAAAACUGGAAAACAGCACUAGCCCUUCCUCCGAAGGAUCGUCGCUUCAAGACCGCUGUGAGUAAUCUUUUCACCAAUAUUUAUUAACUUUAUGCGAGUUAUAGGACGUCACUGACACGAAGGGUGUUGAGUUCGAAGACUUUUGUUUGAGCCGUGACUUGCUUAUGGGUAUUUUCGAAAAAGGAUGGGAGAAGCCGAGUCCUAUUCAAGAAGCUUCUAUCGGCGUGGCCCUUUCAGGUAUACUCUUUUUGAUGAUUAAACUAAGUAAUAAUACUUACAGGACAAGAUAUUUUGGCUCGUGCCAAAAACGGAACUGGAAAGACUGGCGCUUAUUGCAUUCCCGUUCUCGAAAAAAUCCAAAACUCUCUCAAGAAGAUCCAGGCUUUGAUUAUCGUCCCGACCAGAGAAUUGGCUCUCCAAACUUCGCAGAUUUGCGUGGAACUUUCUAAGCAUAUUCAGUUGAAGGUAUUUAUACUCGAGGUUAUGAUAAUCAAAAAUUAAUCAUUAGGUCAUGGUUACUACGGGUGGUACUGAUCUUCGUGACGAUAUCAUGCGCCUUAACGGAACUGUUCACCUCGUGAUCGCCACUCCUGGUCGCAUUCUUGAUUUGAUGGAGAAGGGAGUCGCUGACAUGUCGAACUGCAAAACCAUCGUCCUCGACGAAGCUGACAAACUUCUCAGUCAAGAUUUUCAAGUGAUAAAAGAUAAUUGGUUCUUUUUUUAUCAACGAAAUUCAGGGAAUCCUGGACCGCAUGAUUGAAUUCCUGCCGAAAGAGCGUCAGGUUAUGCUGUACUCUGCUACGUUCCCUCAUACUGUGACCGAAUUCAUGCAGAAGCAUAUGCAUAAGCCUUACGAAAUCAACUUGAUGGAGGUCUUGUUUCUAUAGAUAAUUGAAAAAUUAAGAAAACAUUCAGGAGCUUACUUUGCUUGGAGUUACUCAGUACUACGCUUUCGUGCAGGAAAAACAGAAGGUUCACUGCCUGAAUACGUUGUUCCGCAAGGUACAGUCUGAGAUAUGAGAUAUGAUUUUGAUGUUGAUGGUUUAGCUGCAAAUCAACCAGUCAAUCAUUUUCUGCAACUCAACUCAAAGAGUGGAACUCCUUGCUAAGAAGAUCACGGAGAUUGGAUAUUCUUGCUAUUAUAUUCAUUCUAAAAUGGCCCAAAACCAUCGUAAUCGUGUUUUCCAUGACUUCCGACAAGGAAAUUGCCGAAACCUGGUUUGCUCCGAUCUACUCACUCGCGGUGCGUGUUUUUUCAAAACUUUGAUAUAUUUUUUCAAAAAAAAAGCACGAUGAGGAACCUUUUACACACUACUAAAUCUUUUUUAUGUAGAACAAAGAACGGAUAUCUGAGUGCACAAUAAUUUUUAGUCGUAAUAGUAUUCUUUGAUGACACGUCCGAUAAAUGAAACAGAAAGCUUUGUAACGCAGAAGAUGUUCUAAACUGCGAAAAUACUACAAACUGGAAAUUACUUUUUUGAAAUACUUCACUGUUUCAAAUUGAUGCGUGUUCUGUUCAUACAUUGAAUGGGGUUUUCGAUUUUUUUUUUUUGUUUACACUGAUACAUGAAUUGUUUUCUAGGUAUCGACAUCCAAGCCGUAAACGUGGUCAUCAACUUUGAUUUUCCUCGCAACGCUGAAACUUAUCUUCACAGAAUCGGCCGGUAUGUUUUUUUUUUCCUAAUGUGUCUUGUAUAUAUUUUUUUUUGAUUAUGAGAACUAAUUUUCUGAUUUCAGUUCUGGUCGCUUCGGUCACCUCGGAGUCGCUAUCAAUCUCAUCACCUACGAGGACAGACACACUCUUCGGCGUAUUGAACAAGAACUCCGCACCCGCAUUGAGCCGAUCCCGAAGACCGUCGAUCCCAAACUGUACGUUGCUGAUCAUCAACUAGUUGAUGAAGACACCGACAAAGCGAAAUAA